AUGAGUGAUAAUAACAUAAACGAAAUGUUCCCAUCUACCAGAGAGGCUCUUGAGACUAUUUUCUCGCAAGCUUCCAACAAAGACAUUGAGAAGUACGAGGAACAACUUAGUAAAGUGGACGACUUUGAUCCCGUUCUUAUUAUCGUAGCAAAUCAAAAUUGGAUUAAUCAAAACACGUAUGCGAAUUAUCAAGCGGUGAUGUACUCAUUUGCGACAAAUAAUCUCCAAAAUAAUAGACGCAGAGAUGAAGGUUCGCUCAGUAUUUUCCACUUCCCAAAUUUGACUGAACUCUACGCCGUGCGCGGAAACAUUCGCACGCAAUACCCCAAUGCAUUCUUCGACCGCAACGCUCAACCUCAACAGGAGCCAAUCGGUACCGCUUGGAUUCUUACUAAUGUGGCAAUAAUUACCACAGCAUUCAUACAAAAACGGAUGCCAAAUACAACUACUACAUCAACUGCUAUGCAUCUAGCAACAUUCUUAAUGAAUCCAAUUAUGACGUAG
Molecule: messenger RNA, 504 nt
Organism: Funneliformis mosseae
Lineage: Eukaryota; Fungi; Glomeromycota; Glomeromycetes; Glomerales; Glomeraceae
Source: the annotation of a GenBank genome assembly